AUGGCUUCGGCCCUCUUCUUCCUUGACCUCAAGGGCAAGACCCUUUUGGCGCGCAACUACCGCGGUGACAUCCCCAUGAGCGCUGUCGACAAGUUCCCCAUCCUCCUUUCCGAUGCCGAAGAAGAGAGCUCGGCCGUCCCCCCCUGCUUCAGCGACGAAGGCAUCAACUACCUCUACAUCCGCCAUAACAACCUCUACCUCCUCGCCCUAACCAAGCGCAACUCCAACGCCGCCGAGAUCCUGCUAUUUCUCCACAAAAUCGUCGAGGUCUUUACCGAGUACUUCAAAGAGCUGGAAGAGGAGAGUAUUCGUGACAACUUUGUCGUCAUCUACGAGUUGCUGGAUGAGAUGAUGGAUUUUGGUCACCCACAAACGACGGAAAGCAAGAUUCUGCAAGAAUACAUCACCCAAGAGUCACAUAAGCUGGAAGUGCAGGCACGACCACCCAUCGCAGUCACCAACGCCGUGUCAUGGCGUUCAGAAGGCAUCCGUUACCGCAAGAACGAAGUCUUCCUCGACGUUGUCGAAUCUCUCAACCUUCUCGUAUCGUCAUCAGGCAGCGUCUUGCGUUCCGAGAUUCUUGGUGCCGUCAAGAUGAAGUGCUAUCUAUCCGGUAUGCCCGAGCUGCGUCUGGGUCUCAACGACAAGGCCAUGUUCGAAACCACUGGUCGCGCAACUCGUGGCAAGGCCGUCGAGAUGGAGGACGUCAAGUUCCAUCAAUGUGUCCGUCUAUCACGAUUCGAAAACGACCGUACAAUCAGCUUCAUCCCUCCCGACGGUGAAUUCGAGCUCAUGAGCUACCGCCUCAAUACACAAGUCAAGCCUCUCAUCUGGGUCGAGUGUAUCGUCGAGAACCACUCAAACAGUCGCAUCGAGUACAUGCUCAAAGCGAAAGCUCAAUUCAAGCGUCGCUCUACCGCCAACAACGUCGAGAUUAUCAUCCCUGUACCAGAAGACGCAGACUCACCGCGCUUCCGAACGAAUAUUGGUUCUGUACACUACGCGCCCGAACAAAGCGCUAUUGUCUGGAAGAUCAAACAGUUUGGUGGUGGCAAGGAGUUCUUGAUGCGUGCUGAGCUGGGUCUGCCAUCAGUACGUGGUGAUGAUGAGAAGGGCGGUGGUAUGAUGGGCGGUUUCGGUGGUAGCAUGGGCGGUGUCGGCGAUCGUGGAAAGAGCAAGCGACCCAUCAACGUCAAGUUCGAGAUCCCUUACUUUACAACAUCAGGCAUCAACGUUAGGUAUCUCAAGAUCAUCGAACCAAAGCUUCAAUACCCUUCCCUACCGUGGGUCCGCUACAUUACACAAUCCGGCGACAUUGCCGUCCGUCUACCAGACACGCAAUCAUGA
Molecule: messenger RNA, 1347 nt
Organism: Aureobasidium subglaciale EXF-2481
Lineage: Eukaryota; Fungi; Ascomycota; Dothideomycetes; Dothideales; Saccotheciaceae
Exons: 4
Coding region: 1-1347 (448 amino acids)
Biological process (GO): vesicle-mediated transport; intracellular protein transport
Cellular component (GO): clathrin-coated vesicle; clathrin adaptor complex
Molecular function (GO): clathrin-cargo adaptor activity
Source: RefSeq, a predicted model, not a curated record